CAAAAUAGCAAAGAGAGAGGACGGGAGACACAACAAUUGGACAUGAGCUCUUUAGAGGCAGAACAGAUGAAUAGACUUUGUUGCUGUUGACUGGAAACAGCAAUACAAUGCUGCCUUGGAAGAAGAAUAAGUUCGACCUGAUCGAGGAAGACAAGCAGUCCAAGCAGAAGGGCUAUGCGGUGAGCCUCAACUACUCUGCGCUCACCUCCUUCGCCAAGUCCUGCCCCGAGAGCGCGCUCAACAGGGUGGGCAGCAUGUUCAAGUCAAAGAGGAAAAAGGUGAAGAUCACCAGCGAGGACCCGACAUACACGGUGCUAUACCUGGGGAAUGCCACUACCAUCCAGUCCAAAGGGGACGGCUGUACAGACGUUGCGGUGAGCAAGAUCUGGGGCAAAAGCGAAAUGGGCAAACACGGCACCAAGAUGAGGCUGACCAUCAGCUCGCAGGGCAUCCGGAUGGUGCAUGUGGACGACAAGGCCAGGAGGCCGGGACACUUGUACUUGCUACACCGGAUAACAUACUGCGUCGCGGACCCGAGGCUACCCAAGAUUUUCGCCUGGGUUUACAGGCACGAAAUGAAGCACAAGGCCGUGAUGCUGCGCUGUCACGCAGUGCUGGUGUCCAAGCCGGAGAAGGCAAAGGCUAUGGCGCUGCUGCUGUACCAGACCUCGGCCACGGCCCUGGCUGAGUUCAAAAGACUAAAGCGAAGGGACGAUGCCAGGCACCAGCAGCAGCAGCUCAUAGGGGAACAGACCAUCCCGUUGGUCCCCAUCAGGAAGCUGCUGAACGGACAGUGCUACUACAAACCCCCGGUGGAGCGCAGCCGGAGCGCACCCAAACUGGGCUCCAUCACAGAGGACUUAGUCGGGGAGGAGGAGGAGGAGAAAGCGAUGCACUUUGAGUGUGAGGACAUUCUGGACACGGACGAUGAUUGUGUUGCUAACGGUAAACAGGAAUUGACUCAGAUUAUUAAUGACUUGGGGGAGAUGAGCAUAGGAAACGACCUGCAGACUCUGAAAGCUGACCUCAGAGUAACCAGACUUCUCUCUGGAGAGAGCACGGGCAGCGAGUCCUCCAUAGAGAGCAACCAGGAGCCCCCUCAUCUCUCUAAUGGCUUUGAGGAGGUAAAGGUGCAGGAAAUCGCCUGAAUAUUAUAUUUCCGGGCAAGUCUCCUAUGAUGAGCCAUGUCUCCACAAGAAACAUUUUCCCUGUCUUUGUUUUGGAGAGUGUUUGUCCAACCUGGUGCCUACACGACUUAAGCUCUGGGACAAUAACAGCACAUUGACACACAAUAAGGCUACUGAACGAUACCUUAAUAUUGUGUCAAAUAUGAACAAAACAAAUAAGUGCAUGCCCAUUUGAGAGAGGAAACGACACAAAUCCAAGUGUGCCCAGGACGCACUGCACUAAUUCCAUCUCUUUUAUUUAAGAGGAUUUGUGUAUCCUCAAGCUUGUUUACCUAACUUUACUCUCUCUUGCAAAUUGCGUUUUUCUGUUGAAAGAUGCUUAAUGAUCCAAAAAUACUUAGUUUUUAAGCACGAUUUGUUAUUUUCCUAAGUGGUUCAGUGGGUCUAAACAGGCAUCCUUAAUUUUCCUGUCAGGGCGCUCUUGUUACUGCCUGUUAAUUUACUUUAUUUUGCACUGUUGUGGAAGUAUUAUGUUGACUACAUGUACAUAAUGUUUGUUGGUAUGUUGCCUAAAACAUCAAUGUCUUAUCUUUGCUGUGCAAAAGAAACACACCUUUAUGUAUUGAGAUGUAAAGUAUGAUGUUUAAAGUAUAAAUAUGUUAUUUUCUAAAGGAAAAUGUGGUUUGUUAUGUGAACCUCAUAGACUUAUCAAUAAAAAAGACAAUUAUAUGAAA
This is a messenger RNA of Gymnodraco acuticeps, 1861 nucleotides long. RefSeq names its product family with sequence similarity 43 member A (gene fam43a). Lineage: Eukaryota; Metazoa; Chordata; Actinopteri; Perciformes; Bathydraconidae. The coding region runs from base 108 to 1148 and encodes 346 amino acids. The transcript is spliced from 2 exons. The record is from RefSeq and is a predicted model, not a curated record.